Ruditapes philippinarum (Manila clam) is the source of this 1016-nucleotide messenger RNA. RefSeq lists its product as uncharacterized. The record is from RefSeq and is a predicted model, not a curated record. Bases 105 to 638 code for a protein of 177 amino acids. NCBI's taxonomy places the organism in Eukaryota, Metazoa, Mollusca, Bivalvia, Venerida, Veneridae. The transcript is spliced from 7 exons.
UUUAUGGACACGUUUGAUCUUUCCGAGCGACAUAAACGUGACAGAGCUACAGCAGCAUCUCUGCUCGGAAUAAUGCUUCUCAAAAACCUUACUUAGAUGACAUAAUGAGUAAAUUAGAUGCGGAGAAAUUGAUAAAAAAUAUUGAAAAUAUCAUAAUGAAUGACACUGUUAAUGCAAAUAACGAGACUUGGGCCUAUAUGUCCACACUGGUAGACAGUAUAGUAAGAAGUUUACUUGAUCUGGAGAAUGCAGAUAUAACUGGUGUGGAAGAUUGGUUCCAACCUAUUCUGAAAGCUCUAGAAAAUAUGGGAAACACGGCUGAGACUGAAAGUUAUGAAGAAGUAUGCGAGCGUACACUACAGUAUACCAUGUCAACAGAGAUGUAUACUACAUGGGUUAAACCAUACAUGGAUUCUGUACAUACAUUUAUCAUGAUUUCUAACUCUGUCAUGAAUGUACAGAUUGGUGUUGAUGAAGCUGUGUGUCAGAUGCAGAUGAAGAACAUCACCGACGUAAUAAAAUAUCUUGAUGAUCGUGGUUUAAUUCGUGAAUUGAAAAAGAUUGAAGAAAUGAUGUCACAAAAAAACCGAGACAGAAUUCUCUUGCGCAAGGACUUCAACAUAUACUGGUUUCUUUGAAACAUUAGCCACAUCUCUAACUAAAGUAUUUGAUGGAUCAUCAAAUAUUGUGGAGUGUGUAACAGAAACUUUAUCCGACUCUGAGGGAUUACUUCAAGACCUUUCGAAAUUAUUCAGCGCAGGUUUCUGAAGCAUUAGAGUUACUGCAAAAUGAAGACAUCCCGGGCACUUCUUGACAGCUUGAUGGGUACAAAUGGUUCAACAGAAUUUAUUGAUAUGAUUCGAGAAAUAUACAACCAACAAGAAGCUGCUGUGAAACAACUACAGGACAGUUUAGAAGAUGACAUGUCAGAUAUCACAGCUUUCCUACAGAAAACUCUCUCUACAAGUAUAGAUUCUGUAUUCUCCUCCCUCAAUAUGACAUUCCUAGAAAAUGCU